Messenger RNA from Phytophthora sojae, 1026 nucleotides. RefSeq lists its product as hypothetical. The transcript has 3 exons. The record is from RefSeq and is a predicted model, not a curated record. Lineage: Eukaryota; Oomycota; Peronosporomycetes; Peronosporales; Peronosporaceae. The coding region runs from base 1 to 1026 and encodes 341 amino acids.
AUGAUUGACGGAGACGACGGCGUGAUCCUGCUUCUCUACGAGGCGUACAAGACGCACACGGAGCGCGUGCGCGACGCCCGCCGCGACGUUCAUCAACUCCUGCUGGAGGAGGAGUGGCGCGUCGCCAUGCGCGAGCGCCACUACCUCACCACGCAGUGUCUCGACGCGCCGUGUGCAUCCGGCUGGAUGACGCUGUACGAGUACGGCACUGACAUCAACUUCUUGAACGCUACGAGUCUGACACGCCCACCCAAGCUGCGCUACUUACACCAUGUGCUGGGUCUCGUUCUUACCUUCUACGUCGGGUCGAUGGAGCAGAGCUCCCUAUGCAUCACCUUUGGGGCCCCACCCAGCACGCUCUCCAGGACGCUGCGCAAAGCCGAAGAGGCGUUAGUGCGGGCGCUGAACGGCUACGCGCCUGCGCGUAUCUCGUGGCCCUCACCCUCGUGCCAGGUGCAAGAGCCUUCUAACGCAGACCUUCAGAAUGCCAUGUACAAUGGCUGGCUGCACUCGGUCUUCGUAACCGGCACGAUCUGCUUUGCAGCGGAUGGCUGCAUUAUCUGGUCUCGCCACAACUGUCCGGGGUCGUGGAACGACUCGGACACGUCCUUGGAGUUCCGCGGCAAGCUGACGGACCCCCAGUACUGCCCUGAUGGUCGUAUGAGCGUAGUGUCCGAUUCCACCUUCCCGUGCUCCACGGCCAUGACGGGGCGAAUCCUCACCCCGUUGAAGGACGGAGAUAUCGAGAAAAUUGAGCCUUCACUGCGCGCCACUGCACGCACCCUACACAGUGCUAUCACUUCCAUCCGCCAGGCUGCCGAAUGGGGAAUGGGUUGCGUGCAAAAGGUCUAUAGCAGACUCAACUUGCCGCUGCCCUACGACCCGAACCUACGAGGCAUGCGCAUCGGCAACCUAUUCCGGCUUGCGAACUACAGAGUUCGCACAGUCGGGAUUCCAGAGAUCAAGACCACGUUCUCCGGCGCGAUGGAGAUUCCCGAGCAACUAACGCUGUCGUGGUGUGGAUGA